This is a messenger RNA of Armigeres subalbatus, 468 nucleotides long. RefSeq lists its product as uncharacterized. NCBI's taxonomy places the organism in Eukaryota, Metazoa, Arthropoda, Insecta, Diptera, Culicidae. The record is from RefSeq and is a predicted model, not a curated record. The coding region runs from base 1 to 468 and encodes 155 amino acids. Gene Ontology annotation, molecular function: nucleic acid binding; zinc ion binding. The transcript has a single exon.
AUGGUGAUUAUGUGCAGGGAUCUAGACGAGAUCACGUCGGUAGAAGAGCUCAAGGAUGCUCUGAAGUCACAGUGCAACCUGGGCGAGGUUCAAAUGGCAAUCCGAAUAAGGAAAGCAUUCGUAGCAACACAAACAGCGAUAAUUCGUCUGUCAGAAACCGCUGCUAACAUGGCUCUAGCGGUAGGCAAACUGACUGUUGGAUGGUCUAAAUGCCCAUUGAAAGCCACCCCAGUGAAUAAACAAGCGAAGAGAUGCUUUAAAUGUUUGGGCUUCGGACACCGGGCAGGGGCUUGUAAAGGUCCGGACAGAACCAACAUGUGUUGGAAAUGCGGGGAAACAGGUAAUUUUGCGAAAGACUGCACGCAAAGACCCAAGAGCAUGUUUUGCACUCCAGAGGAUGGAAAUGACCAUCAGACGGGUGGCUACAAAUGCCCUGCCUACAAGAGGGCGAUCGCAGGUCAACAGUAG